Messenger RNA from Microplitis demolitor, 3003 nucleotides. RefSeq lists its product as uncharacterized. The record is from RefSeq and is a predicted model, not a curated record. NCBI's taxonomy places the organism in Eukaryota, Metazoa, Arthropoda, Insecta, Hymenoptera, Braconidae. Bases 1 to 3003 code for a protein of 1000 amino acids. The transcript has a single exon.
AUGAGAAAAGUAAUAACAGCACUUACAAAUGAAAUUGACGAGAGCACCAGUGAGGGACUGACAGUGAUGGUAAUAGGAGAUUGUAACGCUAGGGUAGGGGAAAGCAGGGGCUACGUAUACUGUGAUUGGGAAAAAGACUUUCAAAGCAUCAGAAGCUCCCAGGACAAGAUUAUCAAUGUGGAAGGCCGUUUAUUAAUCAAGUUAUGCGAAGAAAUGGGCAUAAGCAUCGCCAAUGGCAGUGUCAAAGGGGAUGAAGAAGGAAGGGUCACGUUCGUCGGUGGAAGUAGUGAAGUAUGUGCAUCAGUCCUGGAUCUCGUGAUAUGUGUAGGAAUACAAUGCUUACAGACAAUUAAGAAACUCACGAUUGGAACAAGACCUGAAUCUGACCAUUUGCCGGUCAAGGUGAUAAUCGAAAGAGAUUAUAAACAGCCCGUAGAAGAGACAAGUGCAGCGCCGAAUGAAACAACUGGCUAUACGAAAAGGAAAGAAACUCUCAGGUGGGCAGCAGAGAAAGCCGAAGCAUAUGCUGAGUUACUGAUGGAGAGAUGGGAGGAGUUUGACCUAGACGCAGACCCUGUUUCAUGGCAGAGGCUAAAAACAGCAAUAGCAGACACAGCAAAGAACUGCGGCAUGAUAAAAAAGAAAAAGGCCAAGAGAAGCAGCUAUAUGGAACCCUGGUACAAUCCUGAAUGCAGACAGGCAAAGAAAAAGGUAUGGAAAAUGCUGAAACAGUAUCUACAGGAUGAAAAUAAAGAAAACAAAGCAUUACUAGUCCAAAGCAGAAAAAUCUUCCGCACUACAAAAGACAUGGCAGAGAAAGAGUGGAAAAACGAAAAGUGGACUCAACUCAAUAAAUGUCGAGACAUGUCGGCCUGGUGGAGAACUAUUAACGCCUACAGAGGAAAAUACAUCAACAUGCCAAGUGAGGAAAUCAGCGGGCAGCAAUGGAUUGAGCAUUUCUCCUCCCUGCUGAACUGUAACCCCAUCAGUUCACCCAAAACCUUAAGCACAGAGAGCGCAGACAGCAAUAUUAAUGUAGUAAGAGACAACACCCUGGAUGAGAAUUUUACAAUGCUGGAAUUACAAAGAACUUUGAAGACACUGAAGAACGGAAAAGCCGCUGGAGAAGAUGGAAUAACGGCGGAGUUCAUCAAGAACAUCCCCGGAGAGAGACAACCUGAACUCCUGAACGCAAUCAACAAAAUCUGGACAUCAGGAAAGCUACCAGAGGGAUGGAAUACGGCUAUAAUAGUCCCCAUUUUCAAAACAGGGGAAGCAAAUAAUCCAGCCAACUACAGAGGAAUCUCCUUACUGGACACUGGAUACAAGAUUCUGACCAACCUGAUGGCGAAAAGGAUCAACCUCUGGCUAGAAGAAAAAGGUUGUAUAAGAGAAAGUCAGGCUGGAUACAGACAAAAUAGAGGAACCAGGGAUCAUGUCUUUGUCCUCAAUACGCUCAUCAACAAUAGACUCAAACAACCAGGGGGCAAACUGUAUAUAUGCUUCGUGGAUUAUAAAAAUGCGUUUGAUAGAACAAACAGGGAAAAGCUACUCGAAAAACUUCAUAGGCUGGGGAUAAAUGGAAGAAUGCAUAAUAUGAUCAAAAAUAUAUACAACAGCACCUGGAACCAGAUACAAGUUGGCGAUAAAGUAACUGGUAAAUUUGAGUCAACAAGCGGGGUACGUCAAGGAUGUGCCUUGAGUGCGGCCUUAUAUAAUAUCUACACCGAUGACAUCGACGAUAUAUGGAGCGAGAAGAAUAUUGGUGGUACAACGAUGGGCACCAAAAGAUUCCAUGUUAUUAAAUAUGCAGAUGAUAUAGCAAUGGUCUCGGACACAGCAACAGGGCUCCAGAACAUGCUGCAGUCUCUGGAAAAGUACGCACCAAAGAAUGACCUGCUCGUAAACAAAAAGAAGACUGUAAUUAUGAUAGUAAAAAGAGGACGACGUGACAAUGAGAAAACAAAAUGGACAUAUGAGGGAGCGGAACUAGAUAUUGUGCAGGAAUUCAAGUAUCUCGGAUAUUGGUUCACAUGCGGAGGAAGUUUUAAAAAGCACACCAGGUGGCUAGCAGGAAAAACAAGACAGGCGAUAAACUCAACGUGGGGAUUGAUCAAAAGAGCAGGACGUUCAAGACUAAGAGAUCGUUUAUAUCUUUACAGUACAUUGGCUAACUCUGGUGCAAUGUAUGGAGUGGAAAUCUGGGGAUGGGCGCCCAAUAGCAUCUUCGAGAAAUUAUAUGCCAAAGCCAAUAAAAUGGCAUUGGGAGUCGCCAAAAACACGCCCGAGUACUUGUGGAGAGCGGAAGCGGAUGUACCGAGUUACUUAUAUGUAACAAGAAAGAGAGCAAGCGACUACCUGGUGGACAUUAUGAAAAUGGAAGAGCACAGAUGGCCAAGGAAGUGCCUCAGAGAAGAAUGUAGAAACAUUCUUAAUGGAAACCCGUCAAGAUGGAGUAAGGACCUGAUGAAAGCUCUGAAGGAAAUAAAUGCCGAGGACAUACCAGAAUUAAUCUGGAAUAAAGCUGAACCAGAACAAAUAGCGGAGCGACUGGAAGCAGGACUACAACACUAUUAUGAUGCGCAGAACAGCAGCAACAAUAAAAAGAUUCAGGAGUCAUCUUUUAGUCAAUUAUAUAAGUUUGUAAAAACAUGCACAUCAGCUGAACCAUUUUGGAGCGAUCCAUCUAUUGAUAGUUGGAUGAAGGAGAUUUGGGCUAGACUCAGGUGUGGAAAUUAUGGAAAGGCACAUAAGAAAGGUUUUCGUAACACCGAAUGUGAUAUAUGCUCGGGUGAACCAGAGACAGUCAAUCAUCUUUUUGUCUGCGCAGAGGCCAGAAAGUUGUGCUCAGACAAAGUAAGAGUCAAACUACAGAAACUUACAGAUGGUAAAUAUGAUGCAGACCUGGACACAUGUGUUAGACACGUGCUACGAGGUCCACCAAUAAAGGAGGUCUGUAUAUUAUUCAAGAAUAUCGGAAAGAAAAAGGUUGGAGAGCUAUAA